Culicoides brevitarsis is the source of this 1497-nucleotide messenger RNA. RefSeq names its product large ribosomal subunit protein mL37 (gene mRpL37). Gene Ontology annotation, molecular function: structural constituent of ribosome. Gene Ontology annotation, cellular component: ribosome; mitochondrion. Gene Ontology annotation, biological process: translation. The transcript has 4 exons. NCBI's taxonomy places the organism in Eukaryota, Metazoa, Arthropoda, Insecta, Diptera, Ceratopogonidae. The coding region runs from base 81 to 1292 and encodes 403 amino acids. The record is from RefSeq and is a predicted model, not a curated record.
UCUCGCAUGUUUUGAAGAAAAAAAAACUUUUCCGGCAAUUUUUCUUUGAUUUUCUCAUCUUCUUUGAACAAAUUCGCAUCAUGAGGAUCACAUUAACGUUAUUGAAACAGCACAAUGCACGGAUGUUUCGUCGACAUUGGCAGGUUCAAGGCAAGAGAAUCCCAAAAGACAUGAAAUCCGAAGAGAGUCUCGUGGCGAGAGGUAUUCCAAUUGUCGAAGCGACGUCUUUUUUGCAACAACGAGAGGGAAAAACUCCUGAAAUCGUUCCCGAAGCUCCAAAAUUGCCGGAAAAUUAUCACUCCAAGCCAUGCGGAGUAUUUGGAGAUUCUAAUGCUCUUCUAUUGGGUAUGCCUCAAGCGCAAAUUUUACUUAAUACCCUCAAAAUCGACGGAUAUCCCGAAAAAUUGGAAGAUCAAAUGGAGAAAUUGAGUAUUCCAACAAACAUCGAGAGAGCAAUGUACCAAUCGGUAAUGAAUGUUUGCCUGUUUGAUCCGGAACAAGUAAAGUUGGAACAUAGAAAGAAGGAUCCCGAAAGACCUGCUUAUAUUUUUCCUCGAAUUUAUGGAUUAACGGAUGCUCGACGCAAUCGUUUAUUGUUCCAUAAGUUCAUCCAAUCGUGUGAAAAAUUUGCUCCUGCAUCAACUCUCACGGAUCGUAGAGUUACAGAAAACAUGUUUUUCAAAUAUCCCUUUGAAGUUUCGGAGAAUCAAUUACAAUUGGAAGUUCAUUCAGAAGUUUUUAUCGCAUCCAAAAAAGCUAUAACACCCGUUGAUGAAAAGAAACGUUUUGAAGGUUUGGAAAUGCCGAAUAUUUUCCCCGCAUUGCCAACUGUUUCAAUUCCACGCACCAAUAUCUACAAAUUAGAGAACAUUUAUCCAUUAACCAACAAUUCAGCUUUUGUGCAUCCUCACACCCUUUUUUUGCACUUUUCGACUUUGGAUGUAAAGCAUUUGUCGGAUAUCCCUGUUUCAAAUACCCAAUUUGAAAGUCGAGCUAUCAUGAAGGCAUUUGCUGUUGCCGCAAGUAAAGCACGAGCUUCAUUGGGUACAAAUGUCACGGAUUUGCAACAACCUAUUGUCGUUCAAACAGUGCAAUCUGAUGGAAAACGCUUCCAAUUCGGCAUUUUUCAAUUAAAUUCGCUUGAUUUGACGAGUCAAAAGCAAAACUAUUGGUACAGUAGUCAAAUAAUGAAUUUGUAUGAAGAAUGCGGAGUCAAAAAAGGAAAACCAACGCUCGAAGGAUACAAUCGUGACGUACUGAAACAUAUGACAGUACUUUAUAAUAACAGUUAGACUACAAAAAGUCAAAAAUUUUAGUUAAAAAAUAAAAAAAGUAAAGUUUAAUUCAACUAUCUAUCACACAACAUAACAACAAAUCUAAAAAUUAAGUUUAAACAACAUUUUUCAUCAUAUCCGAUAACCCGUAAUACAUAAAUUGUAAGUUAAUUGUGCACGAAGCAAAUACUUUAUCACAAUUUUUGCCAUUUCGAGCUGUUAA